This is a messenger RNA of Medicago truncatula (barrel medic), 1835 nucleotides long. RefSeq names its product cytochrome c oxidase assembly protein COX11, mitochondrial. The coding region runs from base 513 to 1370 and encodes 285 amino acids. The transcript is spliced from 8 exons. Gene Ontology annotation, molecular function: copper ion binding. NCBI's taxonomy places the organism in Eukaryota, Viridiplantae, Streptophyta, Magnoliopsida, Fabales, Fabaceae. Gene Ontology annotation, cellular component: mitochondrial inner membrane. The record is from RefSeq and is a predicted model, not a curated record.
ACACCACACCGUAUUUAUUUCAAAGUUAAUUUUCUCUCUCUUCACCAAAGAAAUCUGGAAAACUCUCUCAUUCUCAAAUAAACCCUAGCCGCCGCCUCCUCCCUCCUUCAGUGUCUCCGGCGGUCUUUACAUUGCUCCACCAUCUUCAUUUUUGAAAAUCCAUCACCAUAAAAAGAGUCCCCUCCAUCUUCUCUACAAAACCCAUUUAAAAAUAUCAGGAACGGACAACCUUCGCCGGUGACCACCACCCCGGAGCUUGCAACCACCGCGCCGGGAAAGAGCUUACGUGUUUUCAUCCCAAUCUUGUAUGUUGUCCAGAUCUUUACAUAUUUUGUUUCCAUUACAUGCAACAACAACAAUACAAAUAUGAAAUUGGAGUAGAUCCCUAAAACAACAAAACGAAGCAGCUCCGACAAAACAUUAAACUGGAGUGGCGCUAAACUUCAUUUGGCCGGAUAACGGAAGCUUGCUGUUCAGAUACUGAAUGUCCUGUUUUUCUAGGGAAAUAAAUCAUGGUCUGGAAUAUUAUAAGUAGGAGAACUCAUCUCUCACCAUACCUUACGGCUUUGCGAAAUUCCUCAGAAUUCAGGGGCCAAUCGAUUAUUCCUGAAGGACUAGGUUAUAACAUAAUUAAUCCUAGUACUGGAUUCCAGCGUAAUUUCUAUUGUAAAACUCGGUUGUCAAGGUUUAAGCAGGAAUUGAUUACAACGUCGUUCCAUCAGUCUUACCGCUCUUCAGCUUUUGCUUCACAGAAUGUUGGAAGGUUGUGUUCCAUGCCUGGUUUCCGACACUUCUCAUCUCAUGCAUAUGCAUCCACAGAGAAAAAAUCACAAAAGAUGCUUAUGUACUUGACAGGCUUGGUCUUUGGAAUGGUUGGAUUGUCAUAUGCUGCAGUUCCCCUUUACCGGAGAUUUUGCCAAGCAACUGGCUAUGGGGGAACUGUUACCCGGCGUGAGAGUGUUGAAGAAAAGAUUGCAAGGCAUGAUAGCAAUCAAACAGUCACCUCAAGGGAAAUUGUGGUACAGUUCAAUGCUGAUAUUGCAGAUGGGAUGCAAUGGAAGUUUGUUCCUACACAGAGAGAGGUUAGGGUGAAGCCCGGAGAAAGUGCCCUUGCAUUUUAUACCGCAGAAAACCAAAGUUCUACUCCGAUAACCGGUGUUUCUACAUAUAAUGUCACUCCUAUGAAGGCUGCAGUUUACUUUAAUAAAAUACAAUGCUUCUGUUUUGAGGAGCAGCGACUGCUUCCUGGAGAGAAGAUUGACAUGCCUGUAUUCUUUUAUAUUGAUCCGGAAAUUGAGGACGAUCCUAAAAUGGAUGGUAUAAAUAACAUAAUAUUAUCAUAUACUUUCUUCAAGGCUUCUGAAGAAUAAGACCAACUUGAACAUAUGAGACUUAAAUAAAGGGCAAACCAGAAGUCCCGAAGCUCAUCCAUGAAGCUCAAGUUGUAUUACCGAUUUUUGGUGACCGAUGAAGGAUUAAACUUCAUAUUGUAAUUUAUUCUGUCUUACAUUCUUUGUCUUACACUUCGUUUCUAAAUUAUGAAGUUAUUUCUUCCGAUGAAAGUGUUGGAAAACAACCCCUGGGACCGGGCUUUGAAGGUUCCAGGGAAUCAUUAUUUACCUUGCUAGAUCAGUGUUGCUUAGGGUUAGUUUAUUGUAUCAUCUGGAAUGCAACAGACACCUGGCAAGGGUGAAGAACCUCUAGAUAUUAGCCAUUUAGAUGAUCAUCAUGCUAUCGAUUGUAAAAACUACAGAGGGAUGAAUCUUGAUUUUAGUUUAACGGGGUCAUGUAUCGUUUCGUUUAUAUAUUUAAUGAAAUCCCAUUAUUUUCAAUAA